Schizosaccharomyces japonicus yFS275 is the source of this 600-nucleotide messenger RNA. RefSeq names its product pho88 family protein. NCBI's taxonomy places the organism in Eukaryota, Fungi, Ascomycota, Schizosaccharomycetes, Schizosaccharomycetales, Schizosaccharomycetaceae. Gene Ontology annotation, biological process: protein targeting to ER. Bases 1 to 600 code for a protein of 199 amino acids. The record is from RefSeq and is a predicted model, not a curated record. The transcript is spliced from 2 exons. Gene Ontology annotation, cellular component: endoplasmic reticulum.
AUGAACCCUCAGCUUUUGAAUUUGAUUGCCGCUUUCGGCGUUAUGCAAUAUGCCAAGAAAUUAGACUUUGAGGACCCUCAAGUUGUUAUGUACGCUCGUACCGCUUACGUUGUUUCCAAUGCUGUUAUUUUUGGCAUCUACGCUAUUAUUAAGUCCAAGAUUGAGACCAAGAACGACCGUACUCCCUUGGUUUAUGAGGAGCCUCCUAUUCCCUUCUCCGGUGAGAAGACCGGCAAGAGUGUUGCCACUACCGUUAUGGACUACGAUUUGGAGCAACUUGGUCGCGCCAGAAAGUCCACCAUCUUCGGUAUCAUGGUUAUGGCCUUCAUGCACUUGUACCUUCACUACUCUCAACCCUUGGUGCUCCAAUCCAUCUUGCCUUUGAUCACCGUGCUCACCAACAACUUGGUUUCCAUUCACCUCUUCGGCAAGCCCGCUGAGGGUUCCUUGGCUCGUCCUUUUGCCGUUCCUUCUUUGUUUGGUAACAACAACAACCAACGCACUGCCGUUACUGGUGCUUCUACCGCUGCCGCUCCUGCUGCUGAGACGAAGAAGGUUGAGGAGAAGGAAGCCGGUGCUAAAAUCACCGAGCUCAACUAA